Cryptomeria japonica (Japanese cedar) is the source of this 1377-nucleotide messenger RNA. RefSeq lists its product as uncharacterized. Lineage: Eukaryota; Viridiplantae; Streptophyta; Pinopsida; Cupressales; Cupressaceae. The record is from RefSeq and is a predicted model, not a curated record. Bases 260 to 916 code for a protein of 218 amino acids. The transcript has 4 exons.
UACCUACAUUUCUAAAGAAAAAUGUGUUAGAAAAAUGGUGAUCAUUGACACAGCCUAUAUUAGCAGUAAGGGGCAUUCCGCUGAUGGCGGGGACUUAAUUGUCAAAUGUGGACUGGUCUUCUUCUCCCGUUUGUUUCGUAAUAAGUAAAAUAAUGCUAUGCUCAGUGUGAACUAUGAAUAAAUCUAAUCAAGCAGACAUCUCUGUGAUUCUGGCUUUGCAAGAAGAGAACAGCUGUAACAUCAUCUUGCAAGCCUGGAAAUGUCAUUCUUGAGACGCCUAAUUGGGUGUAAAAGAGGUCGAAUGUGUAGAGAUAAUUACUCUUUCUCUGAUACUAAUUCUGAGCAUUCUGUGUCUGCAUCCACAAAGGGUCUUCUUAAGAAAUGGAAGAAUUAUCAAACAGUUAACCACUGCAGUAGCAGUAAAAGAGUUGUGGUUUUGGUGGAUGAAGGGAGAGAAGCUAAGGUGGCCCUCUUGUGGGCUCUCUCCAAUGUCCUCCAUGGUUACCACACCCUCACAUUGCUUCAUGUUCUUGACAACCGGGAUGUUGGCUGCACAGGUGGUCAAUUCCGGAGGGGUAAUGAAAAUGGGGGAAAAGAUAGCCUGGACAGAGAAUUCUCACUAGUCAAAUCGCUGGAAACCAUUUGCAAAUCAUACUGCCCAGAGGUUCAAGUUGAGGUGGUGAUGACAGAAGGAAAUAAAAAGAGUACAAUUCUGUGGUGGGUCAAAAAAUUAGAAGCAUCAAUGCUGGUGGUCGGCCAGAAGAAGCCAUCAAGGUUUUACAGAAAAGAGGACACAGUGGACUUCUGCAUUGCCAACACAGAGUGUUUGACUGUGGGUGUUAGAAAAAGAAGCAGCAGAAUUGGAGGGUACAUUAUCAAUAGCAGAGAGGUUAAAAACUUCUGGCUUCUGGCUUAGGCUUUCAAACUGUUUGCAGUUCAUACAAAUUAAUGAAAGUGCAGAUGCCAGAAGGAACAGGAUUGAACAGAGAAUGAAUAAGGAAUUUCUGGUUUGGAGCACAAGGAUGGGACUAGUGCUACUGAUCAUUUACUGUCUUUUACAAUGAGUACAAGGCCCAUUGACUUUGGUGUGUUUGGUAAGCUCUUUUUAAUUAAUAAAUUUUAGUUGGACAUGGCAAAAAGCUGGAAGCAUUCUCCAUGUGUUUGUAGCAAGGGUAAGAGUCUAAGAGAUCGAUUGCCUCUGCCAUUGGUUUUGAAAAAGGUUUUAUUUGAAAUGUCUCUUGACCAUGACUGUAACGUGGCAGACUACUUUCUUUGUCUGUACUUUUUGAAGGGAAGCCGUGCUAGGUAUAACGUGAGCACAAUCUGGGCGACUCCUUUCUUUCUAAUUGGGAAUGAGAUGGAAAUGUGAUUUGUGUU